AUGUCAUUACUCCCUUAUUUGGUAUUAUGCUUGGCAAUAGUAUCGGUCAGAUCAUUUACACCAGAGGCAAGAUAUGCACAUUCAAGUUCAUUAGUCGGAAAUAAAUUAUACUUCUUCGGAGGAUUAGGAGAUGGAUCCGGUAUAUCGACACAAGCAUUUUACUUGGAUUUAUCGACAUCAUUUAGCCUAAGUAACUUAUCAUGGGUGGAUGUCACUUCAAUGCCGGUCGGGGUAUCAUUCACGCAAUCGUUCGUAGGUGGAAUGUCAAAUGUUAGCGUGUUUCUCUUUGGAGGCUCAAGAACGAAUUCGGAUUCUUCAUUAAAUCUCGAUAAUAAACUUUACUCAUUUAACACGCAAACUCAAGCAUGGUUUGAACCAAUCGUUAAAGGGGUGGGUCCGAUGCAAAGAAGGCAGGAACAAGUUUCUGUUGACGUGAAUGGUAAAGCUUAUUCAUUUGGUGGUGUGAUUGAUGAAAUGACUGGAAAUAUUGAGACAAACUUGUUGCAAGAUAUGAAUUCAUUUGAUACGAUCAAUUCGGAAUGGUCAUUGAACAUUUCUUUAAACGAUGUGGCCUUACCAUUCCCACGUAGUGAUUAUACUUCAACGAUAUUAAGUAAUGGUGUAAUAGUUUUUAUUGGAGGAUGGGAGCAAACCACUUCGGAUAAGGGUCUAUUCGUUUAUGUUAGCAUGAAAAAUUUGGCAUUGUUUAAUACUAAUACCGCCACUUGGUCAUCUACGGUAGCUCAAGGGGAUGUAAUUGAUGAAAGGAGGGCUCAUCAAGCGGUAUUGACUCGAGACGAAAACAUUAUAAUCUAUGGAGGUGUGAAGGAUUUCUGGGCCCCAUCCAUGCCCGAAUUGGCAGUAUUAGAAACAAGGGAUGGAAAAUUUCGUUGGUUCGUACCACAAAUCACGGCAAAGAAUCGUCCACCAUCCCUUGUAUAUUUUACUACAAAUAUCUUUGAGGAUUACAUGUUUAUAUCAUUUGGUAACAUAAGCAAUCCGGUGACAAGUCCGGUGAACACAUCAUCGACAAUAUACUUGAUGGAUACGAGAAAUUUCACGUGGGUAGAUACGUUUGAAGCAAAGACGUUAGAUAUGAAUCCAACAACGCUCACCAAAUCUCAAACGUCAAUCAUAAUUGGAUUAUCGGCAUCAGGUGCGGGUUUGAUCAUACUUAUUUCGGCUGUUACAUGUUACCUUAGAUGGAAAAAGAGGAAGAGCCUUUCAACGAAAAAGGAUAUCAUCGUAACUCCCGGUACGGACCAUUUCACGGUUCAAACCACAAGGCAAAUUACACUUAAUUCUCCUAAUUCUACUUCACCUUAUUCACGAACCCGAUCACCUACUGUUCCUUCUUCACCUACUUCGCCUACUUCGCCUACUUCACCUUACAGUUCACCGGUUCAAUAUUCACCCACAAAUUCCGGUAAUUUUAGUCAAGUUAGUUCAUCCAUCGGCGGAAAUGGAUGGGAAAACGGUUAUUAUCCACAAACUCAUUUUGCAGCUGGUCAGCAAUAUUAUCAACCUUAUGUUGAAAAUUUUCAGAAUUAUACCCCACCAUCUCCAUUAUUACCCCCAAUGCAGUCACAACAAUAUUACAAUUCACCUAAUCAACCUCAGAUCGUACAGAAUGUCGUAUUACCCGGUGUAAUACCGCAAUAUGGUUACAUACCUCAACAAGUUGUUUAUCAAUAUCAAGAUCCCCCAUUUCCAUAUCAAGAAUAUGAUCAACCAUCACGUCCCGAAACUCCAUCUCCGUUACAAUACCAAGGGAAUGAUCAUCUUUAUCAAAACCCUUCAAGAUUAUCACCUACCUCUCGAACCGCACCCAAUUCAAACAAAAAUUUUACCCCUCCGAACACUUCCGUUGUAACUCCUACGAUUACUAUUAGUAGGCCCAUGAGUUUGAUUGAUAAAAUUAGAAAAAUUGGUAGUGAUGACGGCAGUAACGCUAGCAGAAGAAACAGUAUAAUUUCGAGAAUAAGAAGAAUGGGUAAUGAAGAUAGCAGCAGCACUGGUAACAGCAGAAGAAAUACGAGUAAUACUUCUUAUACUGAAAGUACUGAAGCUAGUAGGAUGGAGAAAAUAAGUAGUAUUGGAAAUGAAGAUAACAACGAUAGUGCUAGCGCCAGCAAAAGAUAUACGAGCAAUACUGUUAAUACUGUUAAUACUGUUACCACGAACGCUACUAGUCAUAGUAAUAACGACGUUUGCAGAGUCGAAGCAAGGAUUCGUAUCAUGCCUUAUAUUACUUGCUUUGUUCCUGGUGACUCGGAAAUUUUCAAAAUCAAUAUCAGAAAAGACAAAGACAUUGUUGAACUCAAGAAGGCCAUCAAGGAGAGAAAACAGUCAAUAUUCAGUACUAUCGAUGUUAAUAAACUUCUUCUCUGGAGGGUCAACAUUCCAACGGCUGAUGAACAAAUGAUUAUGAAAAUUUCCAACGAUUCGAUCAAUAUUGAGGAUGAAACCGGAGGCGAGUUGUUACCUUCAUUGGGAGAUAUUCAAACGCUAUUUCCCAAGCAGCUUGCCAAGGAUCAUAUUCAUGUUCUCGUAUUGUCCGAUGAUGUAAAUGAGCUCUCAAAGAGAUGCGAUUUAGACGCCGCCUUCAUCCCGCCUUACUUGAAAAAUAAUGCAAGGAUACUCCUUGAAAUAGUUGAUAGCAAGAUGGAGGUUAAUGAACAAGCCUGGUUAAUUCAAUGGAAUCGCCCAUUUUCGCGUGAGGGACUGAAUCAGACAUUGGAUCAUCUCAUCGCUCAUAUCACAGAUCCACAGUGGAAUGGGGUAAAUUUAAAUGGUUGGAACACGGUAUUCAAAUUUCGUAAUGGGAGACAACUUUCUGAAUGUGAAAGGGCCUUGCCGGAAUGGGCAAGAAGGCAAGUUGAAAAGACAGAUAUUGGAAUGAGUUAUCGCGUUAACAAAGUGUCAGAUAACGGAAAAAUCGUAAUAGAGUACUUUGAUCAUGCUUUUAAUAGAUAA
Messenger RNA from Funneliformis geosporum, 2976 nucleotides. The record is from the annotation of a GenBank genome assembly. Lineage: Eukaryota; Fungi; Glomeromycota; Glomeromycetes; Glomerales; Glomeraceae.